GGGCCUGCGGGAGCGCGCGAGCCUGGUGGGCGGCGCGGGGCGGAUCCUCGUCGGAGAUCGCUCGGCGGAGCGUCAAGCCUACGAGGUCGUUUCGGGUGAGGGGGUCGCGCCGGAAGUGGCUGUGCCGCGCGCCUCGGUGCUGGAAGGGAGACGCGGGAGGAGUUUAGUCGUUCAAGGGGGCGCGGCACCGCCGGGUGCUCUUUGAUUCCCUGCAGCAGCCAUGGCGAAAGGCAGAGUCGCCGCCGAGCGAUCGCAGUCGGGGAUGCAGCACUCCACCACCGCGGGCGACCGGACGGCGGGGACGCGGGGCUCUGCCGCGCAAGGUAGCAGAGAACACUUGAAGGAAAAACCUUGUGCAGAAGCUGGGUCAGCAAGAACAUCACUCCUUAUACUGGUGUCCAUUUUUUUAUGUGCAGCUUUUGUUAUGUUUUUGGUAUAUAGGAAUUUUCCUCAGCUUAGUGAAGAAGAAAGAGUGAAUAUGAAGGUUCCGAGAGAUAUGGAUGAUGCAAAGGCUCUUGGAAAAGUUCUCUCCAAAUAUAAGGACACAUUUUAUGUACAAGUACUGGUUGCUUAUUUUGCUACAUAUAUUUUCUUGCAAACAUUUGCUAUUCCAGGCUCCAUAUUCCUCAGUAUACUCUCCGGGUUUCUUUACCCCUUUCCUCUAGCCUUAUUCCUUGUGUGUUUGUGUUCUGGCCUUGGCGCCUCCUUCUGCUACAUGCUCUCAUACUUGGUUGGAAGACCUGUUGUGUACAAAUACCUAACAGAGAAAGCAGUCAAAUGGUCGCAGCAGGUAGAACGUCAUAGAGAGCAUCUCAUUAACUACAUUAUAUUUUUGAGGAUCACACCAUUUCUGCCUAAUUGGUUUAUUAAUAUUACGUCUCCUGUGAUAAAUGUGCCAUUGAAAGUGUUUUUUAUUGGUACUUUUCUAGGUGUUGCACCUCCCUCUUUUGUAGCAAUUAAGGCAGGAACAACUUUGUAUCAGCUUACAACAGCAGGGGAAGCUGUUUCCUGGAACUCAGUAUUUAUUCUAAUGAUUUUGGCUCUUCUUUCUAUUCUGCCAGCCAUCUUCCAAAAAAAACUAAAACAGAAAUUUGAGUGAAACAAGGUUUUGUUUACAUCACAACCACCAUCAUCAUCUCAGGAUUAGCAGGCGUAUUCAUUUUAUGUUUUGAAAUCAUCUCUUUAGUAACAGAAGGAAGCAUUUUAAAAGUAAAAUAUCCUAUGAGAUAGUUAAAAUAAUGCAUUAAUGUGACAAGAGAGAGCAGA
Acomys russatus (golden spiny mouse) is the source of this 1266-nucleotide messenger RNA. RefSeq names its product transmembrane protein 41B (gene Tmem41b). The record is from RefSeq and is a predicted model, not a curated record. The transcript has 7 exons. Gene Ontology annotation, cellular component: endoplasmic reticulum membrane. NCBI's taxonomy places the organism in Eukaryota, Metazoa, Chordata, Mammalia, Rodentia, Muridae. The coding region runs from base 221 to 1099 and encodes 292 amino acids.